Epinephelus lanceolatus (giant grouper) is the source of this 3666-nucleotide messenger RNA. It is a transcript of the gene plk3, whose product is annotated as polo-like kinase 3 (Drosophila). The record is from RefSeq and is a predicted model, not a curated record. Lineage: Eukaryota; Metazoa; Chordata; Actinopteri; Perciformes; Serranidae. Gene Ontology annotation, cellular component: spindle pole; kinetochore; nucleus. Gene Ontology annotation, molecular function: ATP binding; protein binding; protein serine/threonine kinase activity. Gene Ontology annotation, biological process: Golgi disassembly; protein phosphorylation; mitotic G1/S transition checkpoint signaling.
CCGUGCCCGGAUACGCCAGAUGGAUAUAGUUGGACGCGGCGGACGCAUCAUUACGCACAAGACGAACCACUGAGAAAACAAGGGAAAAGGAUAUAUAUACAUAUAUACACGAACUGAUCGUUUGCAUCACUGCGUUUAAUGGAUACCGGUUGUUUCACCGCGGCGCAGCGUAUUUCGUGCCACGCCAUGAAUGCGGAUUUAUUUAAGCCCGCUCCGGAGCGUGGACCCCAACAGUCCUCUGCCCCGGUGAAAACCAGCAGGAAUAAACCCGAACAAACCAAACCAGAGCUGGCCCAGGUGGUGACAGACUCCAAAACGGGAAGAUCCUACAGUAAAGGGAAGCUUUUGGGAAAGGGUGGCUUUGCUCGAUGCUACGAGAUGACAGACCUCUCCACCAACAAAAUGUAUGCCGUGAAGGUGAUUCCACAGAGCAGGGUGUCCAAACCACACCAAAGGGACAAGAUCACGAAUGAGAUCGAGCUCCACAAAACCCUGUCGCACAAGCAUGUGGUGAAAUUCUCUCAUCAUUUCGAAGACCAAGAAAACAUCUACAUAUUCCUCGAGCUCUGCAGUAGGAAGUCCCUGGCACACAUUUGGAAGGCGAGGCACACGCUCACAGAGCCUGAAGUCCGAUAUUACCUCAAACAGAUCAUAUCCGGCCUCAAGUACCUCCACAGCAAAGGGAUCCUGCACCGAGAUCUCAAACUAGGCAACUUCUUUGUCAACGAGAACAUGGAGCUGCGGCUGGGAGACUUCGGCCUCGCUGCUAAGCUGGAGACAGUCGAGCAGAGGAAAAAAACAAUCUGUGGGACUCCAAACUACUUGGCCCCUGAAGUGCUCAACAGACAGGGCCACGGCACUGAGUCUGACGUCUGGUCACUCGGAUGUGUCAUGUACACGCUGAUGUGUGGCAACCCUCCUUUUGAGACUCUUGAUCUAAAGGAGACCUACAAGUGUAUAAAGGAAGUUCGGUACACCUUGCCAUCCUCGCUUUCCCCUGCCGCACAGAAACUCAUCUCAGGCAUCCUGCAGAAAAACCCCAGCGACAGACUCGCACUGGAUCAAAUCCUCAACCACGAAUUCUUCACCAAAGGUUUCACCCCUGAUAAGCUUCCACCCAGCAGCUGUGUGAUGGUGCCAGAGCUCCACCCCCCUAGCCCUGCCAAGAAAUUCUUCACUAAGAUGGCAAAGAGCUUCUUUGGCAAGAAGAAGGCGAAAGUGGAGAAGAUUCCAUGUGAGGAAAAAGAUGACAAAGACAUUUCCAAGCUGGUGUCUGGCAUCGUUAAAUGUUCCAUCAGCAGGCAGAUCAGCUGCAAGACAGUGGGACCCAAUGAGGUGCCCUCUCCCGUCAAUCAGCUUGUCAGCUCCGUGCCUCUGGAACCGACUCCUGCUGAAGAGGAAUCCAGGAAGUCAAUCUCUCGCUCCUUCAAGGGCACCACGGCCAGCAGCAGCGAACCAUGCGAGGACAUUCUCCUGACCCCCGCAGCUGUGUCUGAAGUGGCCGUCAAAGUUCUCAACAGCUGCCUGGCGACCAUGCCUGCAGCCACUAGGAACCCACCCUGUUUGUCCAGGCCCCAGUCCUUCCUGUGGGUGACUAAAUGGGUCGACUACUCAAACAAAUACGGUUUUGGCUACCAGCUGUCGAACCAAAGCAUCGGAGUGCUCUUCAAUGACGGAACACGCCUCAGCCUUUGUGAUCAACGCAAGACAGUCCACUACUGCUUGCCCAACAACAAACACUUCACCUUCCCUGCCAACGCUCUACCUGAGCAGCUUCGCAGUCAGAAACAAAUUGUAGAGCUCAUGGCCAACUACAUGGAGCAGAACCUUAUGGAGGGUGGAGAUCUACAUUGUGAAGAUCAAGUAUCGGGUUGUCCUCCUCUGCUGCUCCAGUGGGUGAAGACCGACCAUGCUCUUGUCAUGCUCUUCAACAAUGGCACUCUACAGGUUAACUUCUACGCAGACCACACCAAGAUCAUCCUGUGCAAGUCAUCUGAUGACUCCUACCUGCUCACUUACAUCAGCCGGGAGCGCGUCUCAUACACUUACCUCCUCAGCAUGCUGAAUGAGAUGGGCUGCACCUCCGAACUGAGGCACCGACUGCGAUACGUGGUCCAGCUGCUCCAACACCACGCUGAUGCCUGAGAACACAGCUCUGUGCCUCCCAGGCUGCCUGAUUGGGCAGAUGCCUUAGAGGCGACCUGACUGGUUACCACCUCUUCUUAGGCAGCCUGACUGGUUGAUAUAAUUUCUCAAGGCAGCGCCGGGACAAGCAGACGGGAUGGAAGGGCUGCUCUGUGGAGCUGGGCAAAUAUUCUUGUCUGAACUGGUGCUUAGGCAGCUGAUUAUCUGAUUGAUUGACCUUGAUGAACAUCAAGCAGUCAGGAAGUUGCCCGAUGCAGCAUCUGCCUCAAGGGUUUGUGCCUGUCCAGCUUAUGCCUCAAAGGUAUCCACCUGGAAGGUAUUGAUACCUGAAAUAAGAGACUCCUACCUGGCCUGAAAUGAUGGAUCCCUCACAGGCAGAUGCCUAAAUGAACACCCACACUCCCACUUACCUUCCCUCACUCACUCAGAACCACUGCUUCUUGGCUGGAUCUUUUCAAAGCCACCAACCAACCCUGCAGCUUUUCAGCUUCCUCUGAUAGCCGAUACCCCAGGCAUGGUUUCUCAAAGGUAUCUAAACACUAAAAUUGUCUUUUUCGCUUGCAACGGAACAAGGAUAAUCUUGCAGCUGGAAUUCUUUUUAGGCUCCGUUCUCCAAAAAGUAUUUUAGCAGCAAGGUCAUCCAUGUCGUUGACUUGCACUGGAACCGUGAUCUUGCAGCAGAGAUGCUUUGGGAAGAACUGUGGUUUGAUUAGAGAGAGAGAGAGAGAGAGAGAGAGAGAGAGACCCUCACACCCUCGGUUGGUUUCUGGCCUCUGUGAACUAUGGUGCACACAAUUGUUGUUUUUUUUUUUUUUCUCGUUUUUAAAAUAAGAAAAAAAAUUGAGCCAGCUCUAGGAUCACACUACGAUCUUGACCUCACAUGCACAAAUAACAUUCCUGGCCUUAUUUGAUGAUGGUGAUGCUAAGGUGUGAAGAAAGUUCUUCUGAGCCGACAUCACUUUUGUCUUUUUUUUUGUUAUCGUUAGAAACAAAUUUCACUGAUGUGGUACACAACAUACUAAAGGGGCUAUGGGAGCAACACGAUUUUGCACUCUGUUUUUUUUUAUUUUUUCCUUGAUUUGUAAAUUCAUCUGGAGAACGAAAACCUUUUUACUACCACUUGUUAUAUUUUAUUUGUUUUUAACUAGAUACCAAAAGGCAUUUUUUUUGUUGGUUUUUAAAAUGAUUGUUUUAAAUUCACAAUACCAUAGGUGAAUAUGUGUGUGUGUGCCACACAUGUGCUGGUAAACAAAACUGUUGGUUGAAAAAUGAGGGCGGGGAGGGGUGAUAAAAGUGCCUUUCUGAGGGAUGACUGUAUAGUGCAAUAACAACCCUUUGUGAAUGUCAAGCUGGAUACAAACAAGAUUCGAGAGAUGGGUUUUACAGGUGGGAUUUACUUUUGUACUUUGAGCAAAGUGUAAAAGUAAGUCUGAUAGCACUACACUCUCACUACCUGGUAUAAGCUUUUAGAACAACUGGUAACAUAAGUAUAUAUCCCAGUAAUAUCUACUAUGGAAAAAA